Molecule: messenger RNA, 464 nt
Organism: Babjeviella inositovora NRRL Y-12698
Lineage: Eukaryota; Fungi; Ascomycota; Pichiomycetes; Serinales
Exons: 1
Coding region: 167-421 (84 amino acids)
Source: RefSeq, a predicted model, not a curated record
AUAUGAAAAAUUAAGGGGAGAGAGAGGUGUAGAUUAAUCUUGGUGUGCGCAAAAAAGUCUUACUGGCUUCAACAGUAAAACAUCAGGUAUAUUGGUGUAUCUAUAUUAAGCGUGGGGCAUCCUUCGCUUAAUCUUUUCCAGGGCGAGCUCGUCGUACAAACAUGAUAUGUUUUCCGCUCGUAACCCUAUGAAUUUAGCACGAGAUGCAGCAUCCUGCUGGGAAUCUCCAACUACGUCAUCCACAACAGUCCCCAUGCUGAUGCACAAAGACAAGGUACCAUACGGGCGAUACUCCGAGUCAGUUUCUUACUACGUGAAGCCGAAGAACAAGAUUCUCAGGAAUUCCCAGCAGCUCCAAAAAGGUAACGCCCUUGUGGGUUUAAAAGUUAAAAAAAAAGAAAAGAAAAAAAAAAAAAGUUAAUCUCCCUUGAAUAUGAAUCUAAUGCCAAAACAUAUGCCCGAUG